AUGGCAUCUGGAGAUGGGAUUGUUCCCUCCAAGGGGGUCGAGUCGUCCGAGAAAGGUCGCCCCUCUAACGAUAAACGCUCCGCUAGCCUAAGCAACGUCCCGGCCGAUUCCCAUGCCGAAGAUGCGGCAGAUCCAGACAAUGGCAGCGGUACCUUGCUGCCCGGGGAGAAGACCCGGUCCGACGGCAAGCGAGAAUUGACCGAAGAUGACUGCUGGGAUAAACUGGGGUUCAGCUUUCCGUGGUACAAGCGAUGGGGCAUUCUCACCGUCAUCUUCACGGUGCAAAUGUCCAUGAACUUCAACAGCAGUGUAUACCCCAACGCGGUUGAGCCGCUGGCGGAGCACUUUCAUAUUAGUGAGCAGGCGGCUCGAGUGGGCCAGAUGAUCUUCUUGGUCACCUACGCCUUUGGCUGUGAGCUCUGGGCACCCUGGAGUGAGGAAUUUGGCCGCUGGCCCAUUAUGCAGCUCAGUUUGUUCCUAGUCAACAUUUGGCAGAUCCCUUGUGCUCUGGCCCCGAACUUUGGGACCAUUGUCGUCUGCCGUGCACUCGGUGGGCUGAGCUCGGCCGGUGGAUCUGUGACCCUAGGGAUGACGGCUGAUAUGUGGGAUCCCGAUGACCAAGGGUUUGCCGUCGCCUACGUGGUGCUAUCAUCGGUCGGUGGUACCACCAUCGGCCCGAUCUUUGGUGGCAUGAUUCAGCAAUGGCUGGACUGGCGCUGGAACUUUUGGAUUCAGCUAAUCUUUGGAGGGGUCACCCAGCUGGUGCAUUUCCUGUUUGUGACCGAGACCCGCGCCACGAUCCUGAUCGACAAGGAAGCCAAGCGACGCCGCAAGACCGGCGAGGAUCCCAACUGCUAUGGUCCGAAUGAGCUGAAAGAGCCUCGCCUGAGCGGAAAGGAGGUCUUAGCGAUUUGGCGCCGUCCGUUCGAGAUGUUUCUGCGAGAGCCUAUCGUCCUCUUCCUGUCGCUGCUUUCUGGGUUCUCUGACGCCUUGAUCUUCACAUGUAUUGAGUCUUUCAACCUGGUGUUCAAGCAGUGGAACUUUGAUGCGCUCCGAAUUGGUCUCUGCUUCAUCGCCAUUGUUGCUGGCUACCUUGUCGCAUACGGCAUCUUCCUGCCGGACAUUGGACGUCAGCGUCACAUCCGGAAGCGUGAGGGCAACGCCGCCCGUAUUCCGGAGCGACGGCUGUUGCUCCUACUGUUCAUCGCCCCACUCGAGACAAUUGGGUUGUUCGGAUUUGCGUGGACAUCCAUGGGGCCGGACUACACCCAUUGGAUUGUACCUUUGGUGUUUGUGUUCCUCAUCGCCAUCGCCAACUACGGCAUCUAUAUGGCGACGAUUGACUACAUGGUGGCCUCCUAUGGACCGUAUUCUGCGUCCGCCACCGGUGGCAAUGGCUUCGCUCGUGAUUUCCUGGCCGGCAUAUCUGCCAUGUACGCGACCCCAAUGUACAGCAACAUCGGCAACAAGUUCCACCUGCAAUGGGCUAGUACUAUUCUGGGCUGUUUGGCGAUCUUUGUCACCAUCCCCAUCUACAUCUUCUACUGGAAGGGACCUGAGAUCCGCGCCAGCAGCAAGUUCGCGCAAACCCUCGAGGCUGACCGGCAGCGCGGUGCCAGCCGUCGCGCCAGCCGAGUGAGUGCCAAUCAGCUCGGGGCAUAG
Molecule: messenger RNA, 1662 nt
Organism: Penicillium alfredii
Lineage: Eukaryota; Fungi; Ascomycota; Eurotiomycetes; Eurotiales; Aspergillaceae
Exons: 1
Coding region: 1-1662 (553 amino acids)
Biological process (GO): transmembrane transport
Molecular function (GO): transmembrane transporter activity
Source: RefSeq, a predicted model, not a curated record